Drosophila grimshawi is the source of this 3287-nucleotide messenger RNA. It is a transcript of the gene lds, whose product is annotated as transcription termination factor 2. Gene Ontology annotation, molecular function: ATP-dependent chromatin remodeler activity; ATP binding. NCBI's taxonomy places the organism in Eukaryota, Metazoa, Arthropoda, Insecta, Diptera, Drosophilidae. The transcript has 5 exons. Bases 79 to 3231 code for a protein of 1050 amino acids. The record is from RefSeq and is a predicted model, not a curated record.
AGUUGAAAUUAACUGGCGCUAAAACAUUGUUGUGUGUUGGAUGCAUUUUGUGCUUACAAGCGAAUUAAAUAUACAUAAAUGUCGAGUGAAAGUGAGGAAUACUACUCCGACGAGGAGCCUGAAAUCAUCAGUGGCACAUCGUCAUCGAUAGGCAACUCAAAUGGCAGCCGCAGCGUUGCCAGUCUCACUGCAAAUUCCACCAGUAUCAAGAGUGAUGCCACCAACUUGACCAUUGAGGACUCCGAUGCCGAUGACGAUGACGAUGCCGAUGGUACCAGUUUGCGUCGACCCCAGUUCCGUAGACGUCGCGGCCGUGCGGCAAUUCUUUCCGACAGCGAAGACGAGGAGGAAGAGAAUGCGGAGGAGGCGGAUGAGGAUGAUGAUGAGGAUGAACUGGAGCAGCGUGCACUCUCGCCGCGCACGCGCAUGAGCAUCACUGGUGUACGUCCGGCUGACAUGAGCGAUGGUUCCAGCGAUCUGGAAUUCAGCAAUGAUGACGAGCAGCAAAGCUCGUCUCUGAAGAAGGAGGUGCCUGAGGAGGAAGCAGCUGUUAUUGCUGGUGCUCAAUCGCCUCGUUAUACCUCACAAUUUGCAAGUAGCAUUGUGGAGUCCUUGCACUCUACAAUUUUCCCCAUCGCUGAGCCCGAGGAGCAGCAGCAUCAACUGUCCAACGAGUCCAGUAGCAGCGAUGUGAUCAUCUGCAGCAAUCGGGAGACGCCCAUUGAGAUAUUAAGCAGCUCCGAGGAUGAGACGAGCUACACCAACAACAAGGAGAACAAAUCGAAUCGCAUUUAUUCGCCACGCAGCAGCUCUGAAGCGCCGAGCAGGAAUCGAUCAAGCAGCAAACUCGUUCAGCCCACCAUUAUGGCGGCCAUGAAGAAGUCUUCGCCAGGACGUCGAUCCGGUGUUAAUGGUCAAAGUGUCUCUCAGGAUUUCUAUGAUAAGGAAUCGCUUAAGCUGUCCGAAAUGCGAUCGCACCUCAAUGAAGCGUUAGGCCUUCACGAUAAGGUGUCCCACAAGUUGCCCGACAAGGGCGCCCAAAUGUUGAAGCGCAUCGAAGGCCUCCGUCUGGACAUUGACAUCAAAUCCAAAUAUAUCGCUGGACUCAACGUGCAGAAGGAUAUUCCACCAGUCAAGCUGCCAUCGCAAAAAAUAACAGCAAAACAGGAGAGCGACGAGUUUGGCUGGGAUCAGCUUUCGGCUGCGGUUAAUCAGAUUAAGCCAACGCAUACCGGCGCCCGUGGCAUGGCCACAUUCAAUGCCAUGAGAGCGCUGACCGUGGAUUCCCUAAAGGAUCUGCAUGGUUCGCUGAAGGGUUGUCCGGCGGAGGAUGUGCUCGCCGAUGAUCCGGCUGGAUUGAAGGUGCAGCUGAUGAAUCACCAGAAGCAUGCGCUCGUCUGGAUGUUCUGGCGCGAGCAACAGCGUCCACGCGGCGGCAUCUUGGCCGAUGAUAUGGGGCUGGGCAAGACUCUCACCAUGAUCUCCCUGGUGCUCGCCUGCAAGAAUCGACAGGAGAGCGACGCGGACGCCAAAUCCGCCAGCAGCGAUGACGAACCGGAUACGGACAAGCAGCGAAAAAGUGUGGGCGGAUGGAGUUCCAAGGGGCGCAAGGAAACCUACAAAGGUGGCACCUUAGUCAUUUGCCCCGCCAGCUUACUGCGUCAGUGGGAGGCUGAGGUGGCCUCGAAAUUGACACGGCAUCGCCUCACUGUCUGUGUCCAUCAUGGCAACAAUCGGGAGACGAAGGCAAAGCAUCUGCGCACCUACGACAUGGUCGUGACCACUUACAACAUUGUCGCCAGGGAGCAGAAAAUGAUGGGCGCCUUGUUUGGCGUCAAGUGGCAUCGCAUAAUUCUGGAUGAGGCGCAUGUGGUGCGCAACCACAAGUCGCAGUCAUCGAUGGCUGUCAGCGAGAUGCGUGCCAAAUUCCGUUGGGCUCUAACUGGUACUCCCAUCCAGAACAAGGAGCUGGAUGUGUAUGCGCUGCUGAAGUUUCUGCGCUGCACACCCUUCGAUGAUCUGGCCACGUGGAAGCGCUGGAUCGAUAAUAAAAGCGCUGGCGGGCAGGAGCGUUUGAAUUUGCUAAUGAAAUCGUUAAUGUUGAGGCGCACCAAGGCGCAACUGCAGCUGGAUGGUAAACUCAGUAGUUUGCCUAACAAAGAGAUACGCUUGAUCGAGAUGAAUCUCGACAAGGAUGAGAUGAAUGUGUAUUCUAAGGUUAUGGCCUUCUCGCAAACCCUAUUCGCACAGUUUCUGUUCCAGCGUGCCGAAAAGGAUUCGGAUGCGCAUUUCGUAAACGAUGCCUGCAAACCGACACAUAAUCAAAUCAAGGAUCCCAACGGUGCCUACUAUAAAAUGCAUGAGAAAUUCUCACGCAUGGCCGGGCACAACAAGGAGGUGAAGUCCCAUGAGAUUCUGGUAUUGCUGCUUCGUCUCCGGCAAAUAUGCUGUCACCCGGGACUCAUCGAUUCGAUGUUAGAGGAGGAAGGGUCUACGAGCAUUGGGCAUGAUGAGAGCGAUGGCUAUACGCACGAAAUUGAUCUGCUGGAUCAGCUCAAUAAGAUGACCAUCAAUGACAGCGCCAGUUCCAGUUCAUCACGGCGUUCCAGCAAUGGCAACAGUCGCGGCAGCGGGGGGAAUGAUGAUGUGCGUCUGGCCAAAGCCUCAAAGAAUGUGCUGAAGCGCAGCAAUCCCGUCUUCAAUCUGUGUCGUCCCUCAACGAAAAUGCUGAAAGUCUUAGAGAUCCUGAAGACGAACAUUCUGAAAUCGGAUGAUAAAGUCAUCAUUGUAUCGCAGUGGACAUCGAUGUUGGACAUUUUGCGUGAUCUUUUGCAGCAAGAAAAGCUGGCAGCGCUUUCACUAAAUGGCAGUAUUCCUGUCAAGAAUCGUCAGAAUAUUGUCAAUGAGUUUAACGAUGCGCGCAACUCCAAACGCAUUUUGCUUCUUUCUUUAACGGCGGGCGGCGUUGGCCUCAAUCUGAUUGGUGCCAAUCAUUUAAUCUUACUCGAUUUGCAUUGGAAUCCCCAGUUGGAGGCACAGGCCCAGGAUCGCAUCUAUCGUGUGGGUCAAAAGAAAGAUGUAUUCAUAUAUAAGAUCGUGUGCCUCGAGACCGUUGAGCAGCGCAUCAAAGCGCUCCAGGAUCGCAAGAUGGCGCUGGCCGAGGGUGUACUAACUGGCAAGGUCAGCUCCAAGCUGUCCAUCGAUGAUCUCAAGGGUCUGUUCGGCAUGUGAAUCCUCAUUUCUCCAACAAUUCCAUAUUCCAUAUAAGAAAUAAAAUUCAAAGAAUA